Porites lobata is the source of this 5718-nucleotide messenger RNA. The record is from the annotation of a GenBank genome assembly. NCBI's taxonomy places the organism in Eukaryota, Metazoa, Cnidaria, Anthozoa, Scleractinia, Poritidae.
AUGGUGGACGCGGAUGGUUUUCAAGUUGUGAAGAAACGAAAGGGUUACAAGAACAAAUUUUGUCAGGAUAACCACAGAACUUCCACCAAAACAUGGAGCAAACUAUCGUCAUCCGACAUAGUGCAUUUUGACGUUAGUGAACUGAAAUCCAAAAUUGAUAAAUGCAGGCACGAGAAGGUUUCUUUCUUCCACUGUAACUAAAUCUGUCCUAGAACCCUAAAUUUGCCAUACGCAGAUUUCCAUUUUUGAUGAUUUUUUUUCUUGUGGUGAAUUUAUACACAGGGAUGAAAUUUUAGGAAGCGAAUUUUUCUCAAGUUUUAAAGGUAAGAUCCGAUCUUUAGCGAUGUUCCAGAAUUAGUUUGUAUGCUUCUGAUGGUAAACGGUCAUUUCGCCUCGGUUCCUUGUUAGCCCCAUUUGGCGCGCUUCAAAUGUAAUACUCCUCGUUCAAUAAGCCAUAAGGCAAAACAAGCGCGCUUCAAAUGUAUUAUUCCUCGUUCUUCAAGCCAUAAACCAGAACAAGCAAACUUCAAAUAUAACAUUCCUCGUUCUAAAAUAGGGGCAGGGGUUUCAAUAAAAAUUGAAGUAGCCAGCAGAUUUGAAUAGAGUAACCGACUGUAUCAACAGUCCACGAUUUCAAGGGGUGUCUGGGGGCAUGCUCCCUCAGAAAAUUUUAAAAUUGCAAAACCCUAAUAAGCGAUUUCCAGCGUUUAGGGGACUAAACCGAGUACAAAAGAGCGAGUUUUCCAUACAAGAAGAUUUGGGUUUUAGUCAAAUUUUGAUUUAUUAUUUAGCCACACGACUAACUCCUGCGAGCAAUGAACAAAAUAAUGAUAAUUAUACUAAGUUACAUACAUUUCUGCAUGAACAAAUUCUAUUGUUCUCCAUGACGUUAUUCAAACUAGCUGCUUCUUCUUCGGAGAAAAAAAUAGCCGACUUCUCUGAGCAAUGUAGCCGACACGUUUCGUCAGUCGUCAGUGCUUACUGAAACCCCUGAGGGGGCUAAGUAACCGGGGGCGAAAUGACUGUAAAGCCUCUUGAUGUAGCCAGAAGCAGGGUCAAAAGGGAUGGGGCUCGUUGGAACACUCAAGGGGACGUUUGGAUGUGCCGCCAAGGCACUACUAUUGUAUAGCCCUUUUAGAAGGUUCCUGUGUGUUUUUGUUUCAAAUACUCUAAUCAACUGCUUAUUGGUCAACUGUCUGGAGGUAACAAAAUGUCCUCUCAUGGUGGCCGCCGAUCAGGAAGCGGCCGCAAGAAAAUCUUCGCCAGCUACUCAGCAAGGUUUCAGUUUUGGCAGAAGACUCAUAAAAGGAUUUCAUUGAAUGGAACAAUUUUCUCAUCCUGGGUUUCUGCGAGGGAAAAAGUCAAAGGGAUUCUGGUCGUAGACUCGUAGUAGUAAAAUGGAGCAAGACUAGUUUGAAGUGACUCCCUGGCCUGGUGUCACAAAUGUGUGAACAAUAAUUCAGCUAGCCUGGGUUCAUAGAAAGCAAUGGUGUCCCUGCCAUAUGUAGUAAGGGGCCAUCAACAUAUUCACUUCUUCCCCACUUAAUGUCAACUGGACAUUUAGGUCAGACCCUCCCCCGCCCCCCCACCUUGUUAACAUCCACUUGAAAUUUUGCUGCCGCAAAAGUCAUUGCAUUCCAGAAGGAAAACUGACAUGCACUUACAUGAAGAUGUCAAUAGUAUCAACACAAUUUACUGCAUUUAAAACUUGGUAUAAACUUCAUACUUCAAAUUAAUUAUGCUUUCUCCUACCUGUUCUCUUGCAAAUUCUGCAUAACUGCUUUUUCUUGCUCAUUAUAAAAGUUAUCAACUUUGUACCUGAAUUAUUCAGUUUAAGUCAAAGUACUGUCAUUUGUUGUUAGAUUGAAGUGGAAAUGAUCAUUGCGUCAGAAUAUUUUUUUUUCAGUAAGGCUUGUGAACAGAUUCUCCAAAAAAAUACUGAUGUUAAAAGUAUGUAACUAUUGAAAAAAUAUUCCAGUUGUGUUCACGAAUGUAUUGACAAUAUCAGCAAACUAACCAUAAUUUUUGGUAUGGUAAAAAGUUAUUGGUGAUUUAGGAUGGAGUUUAAAAGAUCACAAUUUACACUAGGUUCUUUGAUUGGUUCUGCUUUCUCUUAAAUAAUCUCCCAAACACCACUCCACACAUGAAGUAAAAUUUACAAAAAUACAUCAGUUUGCUGUUGUUCAAAAAUCCCCCACACUAACAUGCCCCCUUACUCCCUUUCCCCCCUAAACGUCCAGUGAUAUUAAUAUACCAGCCAAGUGUCACACUUAAGGUGAGAUUGUCACGCCUGCAGAUCAAAAACUUGGAUCUCAUGCCUACUCACGCCUGUGUUCCGAUUUGCCACACCUGAUGGAAAAGUUUCAGCCAUUAAAGCCUUAACUGACACAUUUUGAAAAAUAUAUUAGUUAUUUAAAGAAACCGGAACCAAGGAGGGAAAAGAAAAGUCUAUGUGAAUGAUCGACUUUCUGCGAAUUCUCUUUUUUUAGUAGGGAAGUCAAUGUUCCUUUGUGUUCCCGGGUUCGUGUUAGACGGAACUCUUCAAAACGUCUUCAGACAUCUUCGGAUAUCAUCGGACCCUAUGAAAAAUCUUGGUACUCUUAAGAUAAAAAAUGUCAUACCUAUAAAUGUAAAACAGUUGGCAGGUAUACAUUAAGCGGGGGGAAAGUGAACAUGCUGACGUGCCCCUAAAGGUAAUGAAAAAAACUAGAUGGAUCCAUUUGGCCCAACCAUAAAAUGGUGUCAGCUCUCAGGUGAACAUUAACAUUUUUUAUUUUUAAUCUUUUUGACUAGACACAUUUGACAAUUGCUGUGCUAGGAAGAAUGCCAUCAGUAAAGAAGAAUGUGGAAGUAAAAUUUCUGCAGUUAUUCAAGAGGAGCCUAUUGCUGAUAUUGUUUGUUAUGGAAUUGGAAAAAUAACUACAUGUCCUAUUGCUAGAUACCAAUUUGCCUUAUUGUUAUUGCUAAAGGAACAACUUCAGGUAAUGUGCAGGUUACUUCACUUUAAUUCUAUGAUUUGAGGGCAGACGGAUGGGACAACAAAAGUGCAAUCAGAUAGGUUAAGGUUGUAGGUUAACUCUAACCUCACCUAAACCAACAUGUAGUGGAGCAAGCUCUCAGUGGUAUUCCUCUCCCCGCACAGUAGAUCGAGGUCAUAGUUUUUUCCUAUUUCAUGCAACAUAAUCAGUCAGUAUUCAAGUUGCCUAAUAAAUGGGGAACAUUAAGUUAUGAUUAUUUUAAAUACUACUGUUACUACUAUUACUAAUACUAUUUUGUAUAUUUGCUGAUUUCAAAAAAUAAAUGUUUAUUUUCUUUCUGUCUUCUAAUGUGAGAUGGUAGCACUUUGAUAAUGAUCAGAUCAUUGUAGAGAAAAUGUGUGUAGACUAACGACACAUGAAUACAGGAGGCUAAACAAAGAUAUAUCUUAUUUAAAGAUUGCAGGUCUGUGCUAUAUUUAUGAGCCUCAUUUUUCAGAAGAUGAUAAAAUGAUUGUGGAAAAGUUGGGAUGUCAUCUUAUUGAACAUAAUGAGGUAAAGUAACAACUGUGUUUUAACUUAGAUUGAUUUUAUGACAAGAUCAAUACAGGGAUAUGUUGUCGUCCAUGCCCCACUUGUUCAAAGGAUAGACAAUGUUAUCCACUGGAUAGUGCAAUAAUUGGUUUCUCUAAUACUUAUCCAUUUGGAGAGCAAUUUAUCCAGUGGAAAGCGCUAUCCAGUGUUUGAGCAACUGGGGCCUGGAGUUGGGUAUUUCCAGCUUUUAUAGAACUAGAUAAUAAAAUUUAUUAUUAUUAUAAUUUAUUUUAUAAUCACUAUAAUUUAUUAUCAUGAUUUUUUAUAAAUUAUUUAAUAAUUUAUAAUAAUAAUAAUGUUAUAAAUUAUUAUAUUAUUAUAAUCAAGAAUUUUGGUACAGGGGUGGUGCUAAUCUAGAAUGUAAACUCACAGAUGCUGAAAAAUAUAGUUGAUUGGAAUCUCCUGUAAUCAACCACCCAAACUGCAAGGAUUUAAUUGUCACUUACAGGAGGUUGUCACUUACAAGGUGGUCAAACCAUACGGAGUCUCUUCCGCAAAGAUGUCCUGAUGCAUCUUAACUCUUUGGAAGAAGUUGCAAUUAAUUUUAUAUGCAUAGUUCCAGGUUGCCUCUGAAAGUUCAUUUUUUUUUAUUGAUGAAUCUUAUUUUUUUCAGGAAGGUAAACGAAAAGUGGAAAGAUUGACUUUAUUUUUCAUGCUUCAUUGUGGUAAACCACUUUACAACAGUGUUUUGUGGGCAAACUGGGGUCCAAGGCUAUCCAAUGUUAUUAUUCUUGGAAACAGAUUUUCAAGUUACCAAGAAAGGUGAGAAUCAAAAACUGUGAGGAAUGUAAUCAAUGAUAGAAAUGUCAAAUAUUAUAAUAUGGGUGGAGGGGAUGACCUGACACACCAACAAUAAUUUAUUGUUUGGAUUUGUUUUGUAGAAUUAGCACAUUCCAGUGCACAGUAAAACUGUACUGUACUGUUCCUGCUUUCACUUUGAUAUCAGUUAAAUCAUGCACAGCUUAUCACUUAAUAAUCGUGGUGAGGAAUAUAUCUUCAUCUCAUAUGGUGCAAUAAAUUGAAACAUCUGAGUUCCUGGAAGGAUUUGAACCCAUGAUAACCCAGACACCAGUACACCCCUCCCUUGUUAUCUCCAAAUAAAGUUACCAUGGUGAACUUAGGACCACCUCAUUGCUAUACUUGUUCACAAAGGAGAACAUUGUAGAUGGCAAACUCAGAUAUAUUUGGUGGAGAAUUCAUCUUAAUGAAUGGGUACCUUGUUUUGAAGCUCAGAGCCAAAAUUUCUUAAUCUUUCUUCAUUUCAGAAUACCCUCAAGACAACUUCGAUCAGAAGCAUCCUUUAUCUAUAAUGUAUCCUCUUAAUACUUGCUAUUCAACUACUGGUUUUUGCCUAAAUAUUCAUUUACAGUAGAUCUUUGGAUUUUUUUAAUCCUUCCAGAAUUAUUCUAACCAAAGUAAUAUUUUCACAGUGUGCAAUGUAAUGUUUGUUUCUCGUGCAUAUUUACGUGGCUAUCUUCCCAAGUAAAUGAAACCCAAGGAGGCUGAAACACAGUAUAAGCCUUUCAGUCCACGAGACUGCUUAACUUGUAAGCAUCAAUGGCUUUGUUUUAUCUACAAGUCAAAUACUCUUCUGCAUUCCUUGACUUUCGUUUGGUCAGAUACUUCCUUAUGUGAAAGAAACACCAGUUCCCAACACAUUUCACCACAGUGAUAUUUUCAAUGACUCUGCAAUUCACUGGUUUCCAAGGGAUAUUUUAGGUACAGUUCCUGAUGCAGUUUGGGAUGAUAAUGAAGAACCAACUUAUGCUUCAAACGAUCCAGAAAUAGUGACACAUACUGUACUUAGCUCUUGACCAAGGGUAGCCUGCACGCAAGCUGUCCUGGGGGUGUGGUGGGGGGAGAGAAGCAGCCAAGCUCUCCCCCUCUCCUUCCCUUCCCCACUCCCAUGCUCCAGUGGAGCUUGCUUGCGGUAACCCAUUUUGUACCCAAUUUAAAAGGCUCUGUUCAAAAUGUUUUAUCCUGCGGGAUUAAGUCUUCUCGUUCCGGUAAGAAUUAAAGAUUAGAUUCCGUAAAAAUAAACUCGCAAAUAAAAAGAUCUAAAAAAAUUACCCCUUUUCAACACUGUUGAGUUUUCAAUUUAAGCUACUGCAAACUACAUAAAAUUACAGUUGUAACUUGAUACUGUGGC